Molecule: messenger RNA, 1426 nt
Organism: Polychytrium aggregatum
Lineage: Eukaryota; Fungi; Chytridiomycota; Chytridiomycetes; Polychytriales
Exons: 3
Coding region: 215-1267 (350 amino acids)
Source: RefSeq, a predicted model, not a curated record
ACGCUGUCGGAGCUCAUAAGGACCCGCUUGGAUCGCUUCCCUCUUGAUCGUCUGCCUGCCGCUCUCCAGCCUCUCCAGCCUCUCCAGCCUCUCCAGCCUCUCCAGCCUCUCCAGCCUCUCCAGCCUCUCCAGCCCGGCAUCCUCAACCACCACCGCUGCCGCCAAGUCAAAUCGGCUGCUUUCUGUGAGAUCCCGCACUCGCCUUUUCUCCAUCAUGCAUCUGUCCAAAUCGUGUUUGCUCGGCCUCGUCGUCGUCGCUCUUGGAUCGACCGCCGCUCUUGCUGACCCGAGCGCCGCCAGCCAAGCCUCCUCGGCCGUCUCCGCCGCGACGAGCUCGGUCUCACACAGCGCUGCAGGCGUCCAGAAAACCCCCCUCGUCAACUCGCAGGCUGUUGUCGGUGACAGCGACGACGACGAUGACGACCAGGAGAUCGAGAUCGUCGAGCCUGUCUACGACCCCGACGCCAAGCCCCCCAGCUUGCUCGUCUCGUACGCUACCCAGGCCGCCUCGUGGUCCCGCGCCAAUAUCUGGUGGACACUUCCGAUGAUCCUGGCCAUGCUCAGCUUCAACGUCGCCUAUCUGUUCUAUGCUCUUGGCUCAAUGCACUCGGAAGAGUCCGUCACUGUUCGCGCCUUUGUUGUCCGCAAGCCCGCCGCCGAGGUUUAUGAGAGCCUGGUUGACUUUGCGGCCUAUCCUUCCUGGAAGCCCGGCUGCGCCUCCGUCAGCGUCAUCGAGGCCACCAAGGAGGGCGAGAACGCCCGCCUCGUUGAAAAGGAUCUGGUUGGUCGCCAAGCCAUCUUUGAAAUCACCGAAAAGGUCGACAAUGAACUGCUGGUCUACAAGACCUUCCACAAGAACCCCGAAAAGCUCUGGGCCUCGACCGAGUGGACCUUUGAGAUUGAGCCCCGCGAAGGCAAUCCCGAUCAUACUGUCGUCUACAUCGUCACCAAGGACCGCGUCUGGCUUUCGAUCCACAGAUAUGCCGUGGCUCUCUACGGAUUCGACGCCAAGGUCCACAAGCUCAUCGAGGCGUUCUCUCUCCACCACGGCAUCAAGAAGCCCAAAGUCUUCCGCCCCGUCGAGGGCCAGCUCGUUAUCCCCACUGAAGCUGACGAAGCCCGCGAGGCUGUCCGCUACAGCGACAACGAUGACGAUGACGAGGAUGAUGAUGAUGCUGCUGAGGCCGAUACCAAAGAAGCCGAGGUCCGCAAGCGCGGCAAGUCCAACAAGUCCUCGCUCCGCAACCGCAAGCCCCAGCGAAAGUAACAGCCCCACUCAGCAGGGCAUGUCCUUGCGUCUGCUUGGCCAGCCACAGCCGGCAGCCACGACUCGGAGCCGCACUUCGGUACAUGCGGAAGUUUUGCCGAUAUCCAACCCACCGUCUUCCGCAACAAUUCAUCUCAUCUGGGCCUAUCUCGACUUUCC